AUGGACCCGAACAACAUUUUGUUUGACGCACUCACCGUGGGGCCGACAAACUCUGGCAACACUCAGUUCCUCGUGAACAUACGGCGUGGCCCAUUUCGUUGCAAGUUCGACUACAUGGUACUGAUAUGUCCAAGCUUUGUCCACAACAAAACCUACGACAGGUUUGUGGAUCAAGAUUCACGCAUUUUUGUCAUUGUCUUCCUGCAAGAAGAGGUCGAACUCUGACUGAAACUCAGCAGCCAUUUUUUGAGAGCACGAACACGCUCAUCAUUUUGGACGACUGCACCGCCUCAAAAGUCGGGAAAAGCCGCACUGGCCAGCUGGGCUCUCUCCGCUUUUCUGCCCGCCAUGCAGGUAUCAGCGUGUGGCUUCUAACCCAGCAGAUCACCAGCAUCGCAAAACCAUUCCACGAAAACGUGGCCAUCUUUCUGUUUUACACUCCCUUGGGCAAAACCAUGAAAGCCAUCUUUAAGGACUACGCAGGCGAACUUUCCCCUGAACAGUACAAAGAACUGAUGGCAGCGCUGAAA
This is a messenger RNA of Porites lobata, 530 nucleotides long. NCBI's taxonomy places the organism in Eukaryota, Metazoa, Cnidaria, Anthozoa, Scleractinia, Poritidae. The record is from the annotation of a GenBank genome assembly.